Molecule: messenger RNA, 2066 nt
Organism: Paramacrobiotus metropolitanus
Lineage: Eukaryota; Metazoa; Tardigrada; Eutardigrada; Parachela; Macrobiotidae
Product: probable ATP-dependent RNA helicase DDX52
Exons: 12
Coding region: 164-1900 (578 amino acids)
Biological process (GO): maturation of SSU-rRNA
Molecular function (GO): ATP binding; RNA helicase activity; nucleic acid binding
Source: RefSeq, a predicted model, not a curated record
UGUUUUUUUGGUAUGGACUUGCAUUUUUGGAUUUUGUUUAAGUGCUGCCUGCUGGCGAGGUUUCGGUUAUAACCCAGUUAUAUACAUCGCCGAUUUCUUGUCGUUAAUGUAAGGGAACACUUUGUCUCUGAUCCGAUAAUUGCUAUUGCAGUACUGAUGCGCCAUGAAUUCCAACAAGUACUUUCGAGCGCUGACGGUCGGAGCCCAUACUUCCAGAAAGACUGCAAUCUCGACGACAUCUUCCGCGGAAGCUGCACAAAAAAGCAGACCGGUCAGCACGGGAGCGAAAAAGAGAACGCAUCAGCAAAAGUCGCUUGACGAAACUUUGACAGAUCGCGCGAAACGAGAAGCAGAGUCGGAUAGCGAAGAUGAUCAAGACGACACCACACCGAGUGGAAAUGGCAUGGAUGCGUCAAGUAGUGAAGAAGAGGAACCGGGCCUUCGUGUUUAUUCCGGCGCUGAUGUACAUGAAAAAGGAGCUCCCCAUCGCAAACGACGAAAUAAAUUACUGCGAAAAUCGGGCGCUCGCGUUGAACAAAUCCGACAGGAAGAGAUUAAUAGAAAGCGAAAGCAAAACAACAUCCAUGUUCUCGGUGCGGAUGUUUGCGAACCCAUAGCGUCGUUCGCUGAGCUGAAAUUGCGCUACAACAUCACCGAUCAGCUGCUGGAGAAUAUCGCGAAUGUUGGCUAUGCCGUUCCUACACCGGUGCAAAUGCAAGCUGUCCCUAUUUUACUCGAGAGAAGAGAAGUUUUAGCUUCUGCGCCCACCGGUUCGGGCAAAACUGCAGCUUUCGCAAUUCCGAUUCUACACGCCCUGGGAAAGCAUAAAACCGUCGGCUACCGAGCGGUUGUUGUUUCUCCAACAAGAGAGCUUGCAAAACAGACUUUCUUUGAAUUUCAAAGACUCGGAGCCGGUAUGGGCUACCACAUUCAGUUCAUCAGUAACACGAUAAAGCUGGAGAAAUUACUCAGAAAGAAACCAAGUAUAGCAAAAAAAAUGGACAUUCUCAUUACCACUCCUAAUAAACUAGUGCAUUUACUACAAGACACGGAAGGAAAAUCUCCUGUUAUCAGCCUGGAGAAUGUAGAAUGGCUGGUGAUUGAUGAAUCGGACAAAUUGUUCGAAGCGGAAAAAGAAGGUGGAUUUCGCGAUCAGCUUGGGGUUAUCUACAAGGCGUGCAGCAGUCCUCGCAUUUGCCGGACCUUGUUUAGUGCUACAUUUGCUGUAGAAGUGGAGGAAUGGUGUAAACUAAAUCUAAAUAAUGUGAUCAUGCUUUCUAUUGGAGCGCGAAACGCUGCAACGGAAGCUGUUGAGCAGAAGUUGCUGUUUGUCGGCAGCACUGGUGCUAAAGUAACAGCGCUACGUCAGUUGCUGAAAGAGAACUUUACUCCACCAAUUCUGAUCUUCGUACAAACUAAACAAGCUGCCAAAGAGUUGUACCGCGAGAUAGGUCAUGAAGGUUUUCAUGCCGACGUCAUACAUUCGGAUCGCGAUCAACAGGAACGGGACCGAGUGGUUGACAGUUUCCGUUCCGGAAAACUCUGGACCCUUAUCGCCACCGACGUGCUUGGCCGAGGUGUGGAUUUCAAAGGAGUUAAUCUCGUUAUUAAUUAUGAUUUUCCCAGAACGUCCAUAAGCUACAUACACCGGAUUGGGCGUGCCGGCCGCGCUGGAACCAAAGGCAAAGCCAUUACACUUUACACAGAAAAAGAUUACGUUCUUCUUCGAAGUGUUGCCAAAGUGAUCAAACGAUCGGGUGGAGAAAUUCCUGAUUUCAUGCUGCAACUUCCAAAAGCUACGAAGUCAGAAAAAGAGCGCUUGCAGUUCCGCUGGAAUCGGCGCAAAACGCACACCGGGAAGCGAAAGCGACCGCAGAAAAUGCCGACGAAGAGUUCUUAAUAAUUUUGAAGAUCAGCGGAAGUGUAAGGUUUUCUUCGGACCGUUUUCCUGUUCUGCUCAUCCCAGCCAGAUUUGUGUUUUUGUCACUCUCAGGUGCACAUUGUGCAUUUUGCGGGUUGUGUGAUCAAUCUCGCAUUUCGGUUGCAAUAAAAUUAAAAUUGAGAAA